AUGGUUCUCUCCGAACCUUCGAACACGCCCUAUGCUCGGCUAGGCGCCAUAGAUGCCCCUACCGAUACUGUGAAUGCAUUGGCAUUCUCAGUGGAUGGUUGUUUCUUGGCGAGUGCAGGAGAUGAUAGGCGGGUACGUGUAUACGACAUGGACCGUGGGUUUUCGACAUCCUGGGAGCACGAAGGCUCGUGUGCUUUUACUGCUGUUGCAUGGAGAGACAGUGUUCUAUUCGUGGGUAACAUGGACGGCGAAAUAAUAACCUUUCAUCCAACCAAGGAACAGAAGUGGAUCUACCGACGAAAGAGUGAAGUCCUCUACAAGACCAAUACACCUAUCGAAUGUCUGGAAUUCGAUAACCACGGGAACCACCUUCUUGUUUGCUCUGGUGCCGACGUACUUCUUUUUAAAAAUAGUUCUAGAAAGUGGCAUUAUCAGGAUCAUCUGCCUCGCCCCGGUCCAUUCGGAGAAACCGAGAAUUACAGCCGCCCGCCAAUCCUGGCAACGGGUGCUUAUUUUUUGGGAGAUGAUGAUUGUCUCUUAGCAUAUCUUCACGACGGAUUCUGGAAGUUUAAAUUUGAUGCCUGGGAGAAUCGUAGGAGUUGGGGGCCAGAGGAAAAAAUAGCGGCUAUGGCGAAAUCUCCGGACUCAACAGCCGUAGUGACGACAAACAUAUUCAACGGCCUUAGUUGGUUCAGGAGUACACCUGAAAACGUCAAGAAAAUGGGUACAUCUGUUGACGUUCAACCACCCCCACAGAACAUUCCACUUCCGGUUUUGUUUAUCAAUAAAGGACAAGCGACGAUAAUGGGGACGACCAAAGGUUACGUUGCAAUGUUCGAAGCGAAACGUGGUAAAAGGAUACAAGCUUUGAAGCAUGGGGGAGACGAAAUAUGGGUGACCGCUCUAGCCUAUGUCGAGCUGGCGGGUCGUCGUAGAGUCAUCGCUUCGGGUGAAGGAAAUUGCGGACAACGUACAAAGAUUGUUAUAUGGACUCAAGAUGAAGCUGAUGGACCUAGUAAACAACAAAAAACAUCGAAGCUUUGGGGUGUUCUAUCGAGAUUUAUCAAAUUUACUACGACUGUGGGGCAUAUGAUUCUCAUACUGAUGGGUGUGAUAUUUGCGAUGUCGUGGUUAUUAUCUGCACAAUGGAGAGAAAAAGAAUCGGCAAACUUUCUACAAUACCUCGGAAGGUCGUUCGUUCCUCCACCUCCUCCUCCUCCACCUCCUGUCGUUCCUUCUGCUACACCACAAUCGCCAUCAUUGACAAAGCUCAAAGAAUUAUUGAUUAGUUUGGAGGAUCUUUUGGUACGUGUUGAUCUCUCAAUCAGCAUACAGACAAACUGA
Molecule: messenger RNA, 1344 nt
Organism: Lentinula edodes (shiitake mushroom)
Lineage: Eukaryota; Fungi; Basidiomycota; Agaricomycetes; Agaricales; Omphalotaceae
Product: WD40-repeat-containing domain protein
Exons: 8
Coding region: 1-1344 (447 amino acids)
Molecular function (GO): protein binding
Source: RefSeq, a predicted model, not a curated record